CGGGCGCUUCGAUUGUUGCUGCUGCGUUGCUGAGCGUUGAGGUGCCGGGGUGCCGUACCGUCCGCCGGGUCGGCCAAGUUGAGAAACUUUCGCAAACGUUGCCGCCACAAGAAACCAGUUCCUCCUGCGGCUCGCUUGACGGUGCAUUUGGCUCCUGGUUCGGUCGGUCGGUCUAUUGUGUGUGUCACGGUGCUCGGUGGUCCUGUGACGUCAAAAAGUCUUCCGCAAACAGUGCCGCCGAAGGACCGCUGUGAAGGAGCCGUCAGAUAAGCAUCGGCAGAGCUGCCAACAGCAUCACGUGUUGCUUUACAAGCGCCGUGGCUUAUCAACCACUUUCAUUCGGCCACCGCGAUGGAAGCUAAGCCGGACAAUAAAGUGAGCGAUGGAAUCGACGGGCCAUUGUGGAUGUUUUGGAAGCGACGCCGGUACGUGGUGGUGUUUAUGGCUUUCCUCGGGUUCUUCAACGUCUACUCGCUGCGCGUCAACCUGAGCGUGGCCAUCGUGGCGAUGACGGAAAAUAGGACCGUUCACUACGAGGACGGCACCGUGGGAUACGAGCAAUACUUUGAUUGGAGUUCCAGCCUGCAGGGCUAUGUGCUGAGCUCGUUCUUCUACGGCUACAUCUGCACCCCGUUUCUGGGUGGCUUCAUUUCGAACCGUUUCGGAGGCAAUUACGUUUUCGGUGUCGGAAUCGGAGUGACGGCCGUGCUGACCCUUCUGACGCCGCUCGCAGCGAAGGCCGGCGUGGCCGUCCUGUUUGUGGUCCGCAUCAUCGAAGGGAUCUUCGAGGGUGUGACCUUCCCGUGUAUCCAUGCCGUGUGGUCCCGCUGGGCACCCCCGAACGAGCGGUCCCGGAUGGCGUCGAUCGCGUUCGCCGGGAACUACGCCGGUACGGUAGUGGCCAUGCCACUGAGCGGGGUCCUGGCGAACGCCUGGGGCUGGGAGAGCGUGUUCUACGUGUUCGGUGCGAUCGGAUGCGUGUGGUUCGUGGCGUGGAUGUUCAUCGUGAAGUCGUCGCCCGAGGUGGACAAGUGGAUCACGCCGCGCGAGAAGGAGUUCAUCCUGGAGUCACUGGGACGCACCGAGGGCGAACUGGAGAAGGUGCGCCACCCGUGGAAGGGCAUCCUUACGUCGGUGGCCGUUUGGGCGCUGGUUGUUUCGCACUUCUCCGAGAACUGGGGUUUCUACACGCUCCUUACGCAGUUGCCAACGUUUUUGAAAGAGGCGAUGCACUUUGAGCUGGAGAAGACCGGGUUCAUCUCGGCGGUGCCGUACCUCGUGAUGGGUAUCCUGCUGUUCGUGUCCGGCAUUCUGGCCGACUGGUGCCAGGAGAAGGGAUACCUGACGACGACGCAGGUCCGGCGGUACUUCAACUGCGGUGCGUUCCUCGCCCAGACCGUAUUCAUGAUUAUCGGAGCGUUCAUCCUGGAGCCGGGACCGACCAUCACCUGCAUCACGAUCGCCGUCGGGUUCGGGGCGUUCGCGUGGUCCGGAUUCGCCGUCAACCAUCUCGAUCUGUCGCCCAAGAGUGCCGGUGUGCUGAUGGGCAUCUCAAAUACGUUCGCUACCAUCCCGGGCAUCGUGAGCCCGAUUAUUACCGGGUACAUUACGUCGAACAAGAGUGACGAUGAGUGGAAGACGGUGUUCUACAUUGCGGCCGGCAUCUAUUUGGUGGGCUGUGUGGUCUACUGGUUCUUCGCUUCCGGUGAGCUGCAACCGUGGUCGAUUGAGGCCCAGGAACGACUCGCACUGGAGCAGCAGCAGACGACGGAGAAGCAAGCGCCACCCAUCGAGAAGCUGGCGUACUCGAACAAGGUGAACGUGGAGGAUGAAAUGUAAGGCACGGGCCGAGCGAUCGAGGGGGUCUUAAAGACCGUUUGAUGUUGUGAUUGGAUUUGCUAACUGUUAGGU
This is a messenger RNA of Anopheles bellator, 1911 nucleotides long. Its product is annotated as sialin-like. The transcript is spliced from 5 exons. Gene Ontology annotation, cellular component: plasma membrane. Gene Ontology annotation, molecular function: transmembrane transporter activity. Lineage: Eukaryota; Metazoa; Arthropoda; Insecta; Diptera; Culicidae. The record is from RefSeq and is a predicted model, not a curated record. Gene Ontology annotation, biological process: transmembrane transport; monoatomic anion transport. Bases 352 to 1839 code for a protein of 495 amino acids.